AUGUCUUCAGAACUCAUCCAGCAGAUCCAGGCGGAACUCGAGGCUGCCACGACUAGAUACAUUGAUCGUAAUCCUCGAUCCAAGGCUCUUCAUGAUGAGGCUCUCAAAUCAAUGCCUGGCGGAAACACGAGGACUGUUCUGCACGCUAGUCCAUUCCCUGUUGUGAUCAAGUCUGGCAAAGGCCAUCAAAUUACUUCGGAGGAUGGACACACUUACACGGAUUUCACCGGCGAGUUCACAGCUGCUCUCUAUGGGCAUUCCAAUCCCGUCAUUAUCUCGACUAUUCGAGACGUACUUGACAAUGUAGGUAUGAAUGUUGGGGGCAAUACAGCUCAAGAGCAGAUAUUCGCUCGUGAAGUCUGCAGCCGCUUCAAUCUGGAACAUGUACGCUUCUGCAACUCUGGUACUGAAGCGAAUAUCCACGCUCUAGCAGCUGCCAGGGCUUUCACCAAGAAAAGAAAAGUCGUCACUUUCAGUGGGGGCUAUCAUGGUGCUGUGAUAGGAUUCAAGGGGGGGGAACCAGAGGCCAACAAUGUCGACUUGGACGAUUGGGUUGUGGCCAGAUACAACGAUCUUGACAGCGCUCGUGCUGCUAUCGAGAGCGAGGGUGUUGCUGCAGUGUUGGUGGAAGGGAUGCAGGGCUCUGGAGGCGGCAUUCCCGGACACCCUGAAUUUCUGCAGGGCUUACAGGAGAUUGCUGGAAAGGCCGGCGUCUUGUUCAUCAUGGACGAAGUCAUGACCUCCCGUCUCUCAGGAGGAGGUAUCUCCGAGAUGAGGGGGCUCAGACCAGACCUCAAGACAUUUGGAAAGUAUCUCGGCGGAGGCCUGGCUUUCGGUGCUUUCGGCGGUAGAGCAGAUAUCAUGGCUGCUUUUGAUCCACGGCUUCCCACUGCUCUCUCGCAUUCUGGCACUUUUAACAACAACACCCUGGUGACACACGCUGGCUACGCUGGCCUAACAAAGAUCUACACGCCUGAUAUUGCAGCCCGAUUCACGAGAUCUGGAGAUGAGCUCAGGGACCGACUCAACGCAGUAACAAAGGGCACAAGAGUGCUCUUUACUGGUAUCGGCACCAUCAUGGGAGUCCAUUUUCCAAGGGACGGUUCUCGUGCAAUCGAAAGAUCUGGCGAAGUCGAAGAACUCGAUUCCUUGAGGGAUCUCUUUUGGCUUGAUAUGAUGGAGGAGGGUUUUUGGCUCGUGCGCAGAGGAUUCAUGGCUUUGGUGCUCGACACUCCCAUGGACGAGUUUGAUAGAUUUGUCAGUUGUGUUGAAGCAUGGGUUUCUAAGCGUGCUCAAAUGGUUAGAAUCUAA
Molecule: messenger RNA, 1311 nt
Organism: Fusarium mangiferae
Lineage: Eukaryota; Fungi; Ascomycota; Sordariomycetes; Hypocreales; Nectriaceae
Exons: 3
Coding region: 1-1311 (436 amino acids)
Molecular function (GO): transaminase activity; pyridoxal phosphate binding
Source: RefSeq, a predicted model, not a curated record